Messenger RNA from Varanus komodoensis (Komodo dragon), 2676 nucleotides. RefSeq names its product forty-two-three domain containing 1 (gene FYTTD1). The transcript is spliced from 9 exons. Gene Ontology annotation, molecular function: mRNA binding. The record is from RefSeq and is a predicted model, not a curated record. Gene Ontology annotation, biological process: mRNA export from nucleus. Bases 103 to 1029 code for a protein of 308 amino acids. NCBI's taxonomy places the organism in Eukaryota, Metazoa, Chordata, Lepidosauria, Squamata, Varanidae.
ACGCGCAUGCGUCAGAGCGAGAAGAAAAAGCAGCUCUCUUACUCCAGUUGGGUUGGUGGUUUCUUGUGUUUGUGAGGAAAAGGGGCCACCGGAUCAGCGGCCAUGAACGGGUUCGGCAUUGGAGCAGCUCCACUCAGGAAUCCCAGCAGUGAAACCCUGGAGAAAAUCGACAUGUCGUUGGAUGAUAUCAUCAAAUUGAAUAAGAAAGAGGAGAGGAAGCAGUAUUCUCCUAGAACCAAAAGAGGAGCUCAGCAGAACGGCACGCGGCAGUUCCGGAUGAGGAGAACCAAGUGGGGAAUCCAGGAAUAUAUUGGUUUUGGCAAGAACCGCCUAGGACGCAGAAAGCGGGUGGCUGGGAAGAGGCGCCCCUACAGUCUUAAAACGGGGCUGGCGGCCAGGAAGGCAUUGGGGAUGUCCAAAGGCAUCAGCCCCCUCAACAGGUCACCCCUCAGUGAAAAGAACGUACAGCGGAACUACUCCAUUUUGAAAAGGAAGGCAAACGUUCAGAGGCCGUCAGAGUUGCAGCGAAAGCAAGGAGCCGUUCUCAGGAGGCCCCCAUUGCUAAACAGAAGAAGCAACGUACAGUCCCCAUCAGCCAGGAUUGGAAAUAAGCUAUACCAGCAGAAGGACACGCGCCAAGCAACUUUCCUCUUUCGGAGGGGCCUAAAGGUGCAGGCACAGGUACAUUCCGAAGAUAACCUCAGCAGCCAGGGUGCAAAAAGAUCUCGCCCGUGGCGAACAUCCACUACAAAUGGAGGGAUCUUGACCAUAUCCAUUGACAAUCCUGGGGCGAUUCCAUCCCCGAUCUCUUUGAAGCCGAGGAUAACUAGCACUCCGAUACCUCCCUUUCUCAUGAAGAGGGACCAGCCUGAAGAGAAGAAGGUCCCCAGAGGCGUCCCCCUGCAGUUCGACAUUAACAGCGUGGGAAAGCAGACAAGCAUGACCCUCAACGAGCGCUUUGGGAUCCUGAAGGAACAGAGGACAGCCCUUUCUCAGAACAAAGGCAGCCGUUUCGUAACGGUGGGCUAGAGGCUCUUUCGGGGAGACCCUUGCAGGGGGGGGGCGUCUUUCUGAGGAACUAAAUGAACUGUGGCUGAGAUGUAUGGGAUCUAUUGGACUUUGUGUCAAGAUGCUGAUGAAGCUGGGUUUUUUUUUUACUGCUUUUACUUUAAAUAGUCAAAAGAAACAGAACCCUCACGUGAUGGUGGUCCAGAAAAAAAAAAGAAAAAUUAGCGUGUUUGGGGAAUGGAGUCAAGUUGCUUGGAGGAGAACAGGGUCUCCUGGGCCCCAAGCAAGAGAGAAAAAGGCAAAUAGCCUUAUUUUGGUUUCUUAAGCAGCCAGGGGAUGUUCAUCUGGUGGCCAGUAUUUGAACCAUUCAGUGCUGGAAUCGGUCUCAUUUCAUUCCAUCCCACUGCCAAAGUUUGCUCUGGUUUUGACACGAAUUUUUCAGUGAAGAAUCCCUCCCUGCUCCCAGCUAUUUUCCUGUGACUUCAGCUCAAAGGUCUUUGAUCCUCUGCAGCUCUACAGUUCAGCUGAGGGUGGAGGCCACAUUGUUUGAAAAUUUGAGGCGGUAAAAUAACAUUUCGACAGUUGGUGGAGAGGAAGAGGCAUGAUGGCUGUUGUCACUUAAGCAGCAGUAAUCGAGAAUGGGCCUCAGCCCAUAUGCUUGAGAAAUGACCCUAUUUGGUACAACGUUAAGCCAAUGCCAUUUAGCCCUCUUGCUCCCCAUUAAAGAGGCUGGCUGGCUUCAAAUCUCCAUGAGCUGAAACGAAGCUUUGACCGUUUACUAUUACCAGAUAAGUUAUUUUGGUUGUUUCUCUAUUGUGUUGUAGAAAUGUGCCCUUUGUGGUUCCUAUGCUCAGUGGUAGUUGCAACAGGUGUGCACCAAGGGACCUCUCCAGUUUAUCCAGGGAUCACAGAUCAGAGCACACUCUGAAUUCCUGCGUGUUAGAUUUUUGAAUACACAAUUUGCUUUAUAACCGUCAGGAUGGGUCCAGCGUCCAAACUUAAUUGAGGCGAGCCAUGUUCAGAGCUCUAGCUUGAGUGCUGUAAUUGCCUGCGAUGGUACCUCUUGCUUCCCACACUGAAAAUAGCCGGAGGGGUGCAGUGUGAUGCACCUAGAUAGAAUCUAAAAACCUACCUAGUUUCUUGGGUUUCGGAAACACGUUGUACAUCACACAGUCUUCGUUUUCCCUUCAAUUUCCCACACCAUUUGCUUAUUGUGGAAUUUGAAACAAAGGUCUCUUUGGCAGUAGCAGCACCUUCUUAGAGCAGUUUUAAUUUCAUCAUGCAUCCACAACAGUUCUCAUUCAACUUCUUCUGUUCUUAAUUCUUUGAGAUAUCUUCUGUACCUUUACAAUGGGAAACCAGUUUGGAAUAUAAGUUUUUUUUUAAACCUUGUUAGUAGGAAUUCUGUUCAAGGGGUCUGUUAGAACUGAAGUAGACGGUAUGCAGAUGAUCAUCCUGUGCUUGUUUUCCACCAGGAUGCAAUUAAAAAAAAAUCUUUUGCAUCAUCGUAGAUGCAAAACAUUGAUGCAAUGCAUCUCCAGAGAGCUAGUUUGUAUGUAAGGAGAAUAUGCUUUAAACUGUACCUUUUGGUAUUUUUUUUGAGAAGUUAAUACAUUUGGAUCUAUUCUAAAGCUGUUGGACUUUUUAAAAAUAAAAAUGUUACAAGUU